UGUUAUUGAUGCCCAUUGCUUGUCGCAUCUAUAUUCGAUGUCAAUAGCUUGCCACUCUUGCCGCUAGUUGCCACCCAUGCCGCCUACAGCCACCUUUAUCGAUGUUGUUUGACGUCUGCCAUCCAUUGAUCAUCAUAUAUGGGGACUUUCACUGUCAUCGCUGGUAACCUGCCUCCCUGCCAUUAUCUACCCACCUAUUCCCCUUUGCCGCCACCCUCAUCCCUGAUGCUCAUCGCUUGUUGCUCCUUGCCGCUGCCACCACCUCUAUAAGCAUCGAUAUCCAUAUCUGAGCAAGAAGGCACUGUACAAAAUGAGGAAACUCCAACAAACAUUACAAUGUCUAAGACAACUUGAUUCAUCAUGAAUACUCCACAAGCUCAAGAGCCAACCUAAAAGCCUCAAAUUGAAGAGAUAAGGAGUAGAUCGAAGACACUGAUCUAUAAAAAUAUAUCACCUAGCUUGAGCCCUUAUUAUCAACACAUGGCUAUGCACCCAUGCCUCUAUUACAUCAUUGUAUGUGAGUGAGUUCAUCAAUUACUUGAUCAAACAAUGAACAAUCUCUCAUACGUAUGGUGCUUUGAACUUAAAGAUGGAGAUGAUGGAAUGAAAGCUGGUAAUUGCUCAAACCAUGGCGAAUCAUCUCCUCUUACUGACUUGGCCAAAUCUCUUUUUUUUGGGUGAAUUAUUUCCCCUCCAUACCGAUUGAGACAACAGCAUCUAGGCACAAUUCUGCAGAACUCAUUAACAUGCUUCAAACUUGCCAUUCAGCAGCAAGCAAUCGGUGGGCAAACUUUGUUGCUGUCGAUUUCUACAAGAGGAGUGAAGAAGGAGGGGUCUUCCAAGCAACUGACAUGCUUAAUGGGAGGCUUUUAUGUGGAUGUGAUGAUGUUCAUGUUGUGUUCCUGGAUCUACCACCUCUAGAACAUGUACUCCUCCCUAAGAAAAAAGUGAAGCAACUUCAGAGAAUGGAAGAAGGGCAUUUAUGAUUUCCAGGAAAGUGCAUAUAAA
Molecule: messenger RNA, 1008 nt
Organism: Phalaenopsis equestris
Lineage: Eukaryota; Viridiplantae; Streptophyta; Magnoliopsida; Asparagales; Orchidaceae
Product: PI-PLC X domain-containing protein At5g67130-like
Exons: 3
Coding region: 747-986 (79 amino acids)
Biological process (GO): lipid metabolic process
Molecular function (GO): phosphoric diester hydrolase activity
Source: RefSeq, a predicted model, not a curated record